AUGUGUAAAAACAAUUGUAGAUAUCGAUCGGCAGAUGGCUCAUGCAACAAUAGGAAACACCCAGAAUGGGGAACCACGUUUUCACCACAAGCUAGAUUUUUGCCACCUGAUUAUGGAGAUCACUUUAAUAUUGGUAUAACACCACGUUUUAAAAGUGUAACGGGCCACAGACUACCUAGUCCGAGAGAGAUAAGCAAUAGUGUACAUGACGCUGGGAUGACAGCUCCUAGGGACCAUAUUUAUAAUAUCAACUUAAUACAUUUUGGUUUACUAGUCCUUUUUGACGUGAUAUCAACAACAUUUCUUCAGGGUCCGAGGAAUCAGAUAAAUCUGAAGACAUCUUAUUUAGACUUGUCAUUGAUCUAUGGUAAUUCUAAAGAGGGAGAACAGAGAUUUAGACAGUUUGGUUCAGAGGGAGAACAGAGAUUUGGACAGUUUGGUUCAGAGGGAGAACAGAGAUUUAGACAGUUUGGUUCAGAGGGAGAACAGAGAUUUAGACAGUUUGAUUCAGAGGGAGAACAGAGAUUUGGACAGUUUGGUUCAGAGGGAGAACAGAGAUUUGGACAGUUUGGUUCAGGGGAACAGAGAUUUAGACAGUUUAGUUCAGCAUAUGUGCCAGCAGUUAUAGGACAGGAUGCUAUGAUGAGAUAUGGCUUAAAAAGCACACGGUAUGGGCAUAACACUAUGUACAAUCCAACACGUGAUGCUACAACAAGCAAUGUUUUUGCAACUGCCGCUAUCCGAUUUGGUCACUCUACUUUUGAUACGUUUGAAAACGAUGUAAUCCAAGGAUUUUCUCCUGAUACUUUUCAGAAUUACAGUAAUAUUGUAACUAACUCUCCGUCAUCCUAUACACUUUUUACACGAUUUCAAAGCAAGACUGAUCGAUUUAUGACUGAUUUUGGACGAAACAAGGUUUGGGAAUCUGAACCUAGGAACAGUGUUGACACAAUGUCAUUUGAUAUCCAAAGAGGAAGAGAUCAUGGACUACCGUCCUACAAUAGAUGGAGGAAGUAUUGCGGAUUAAGACCAAUACUUCAUUUUGGAAAAGGCAUUAUGGGAUUUGCUGACCAUACUUUGGGAGCUAUCAAAGCUCUUGCUUCUGUAUAUAGACAUCCAGAUGAUAUAGAUCUCAUUUCUGGUGCGAUGGCAGAAAGACCUGUUUCAGGAGGAAUUGUUGGACCCACAUUUGCAUGUUUACUUGGCCAGCAGUUUGCUUUAUUCAAAACUGGAGAUAGGUUCUAUUAUGAAAAUGAUUUUUAUCCAACAGGAUUUACAACAGUCAUAAAUGUGAUAAGUGAAUAG
Messenger RNA from Mytilus californianus (California mussel), 1305 nucleotides. Its product is annotated as peroxidase-like protein. The transcript has 12 exons. Gene Ontology annotation, molecular function: peroxidase activity; heme binding. NCBI's taxonomy places the organism in Eukaryota, Metazoa, Mollusca, Bivalvia, Mytilida, Mytilidae. Bases 1 to 1305 code for a protein of 434 amino acids. Gene Ontology annotation, biological process: response to oxidative stress. The record is from RefSeq and is a predicted model, not a curated record.